Molecule: messenger RNA, 1830 nt
Organism: Gigantopelta aegis
Lineage: Eukaryota; Metazoa; Mollusca; Gastropoda; Neomphalida; Peltospiridae
Product: AMME syndrome candidate gene 1 protein homolog
Exons: 5
Coding region: 15-713 (232 amino acids)
Source: RefSeq, a predicted model, not a curated record
UAAGGCAGGCGAAGAUGGCGGCGAGUUGUUGUGGUGUUAAAAGGCAGAAACUAAACAACUCAAUGCCUGCGGUUUGCUGCAACGGGUCGAGUGUCCAUUCCAACUAUCACAAGAAUGGAUACACUGUCGCUGUUGCCGAUAUGUGCUUUUUUUGUUUUGACGUUCUUCACAGCCACUUGUAUAGUUACGAACAACCCAAGUCCCCUAUUUUUACUAACGAAUCAUUUCCUUUGUUUGUGACAUGGAAAAUCGGCCGGGACCGUCGUUUGAGAGGCUGCAUUGGAACUUUCUCUGCAACCAGCCUACACGGAGGCCUUCGGGAGUAUGCAGUGACCAGUGCUGUCAAAGACAGUCGGUUCAGUCCGAUUUUAAAGGAAGAGUUCCACAAACUGCACUGCUCCGUCUCCAUCUUAACCCAUUUCGAAGAAGCAGGUGACUGCAUGGACUGGGAGGUGGGCAUUCAUGGCAUUAGGAUAGAGUUUGUGAAUGAAAAAGGUCACAAAAAAACUGCCACAUAUCUCCCAGAAGUGGCAGUAGAACAAGGUUGGGAUCGUAUUCAAACGAUAGACUCACUUCUGCACAAAGGAGGUUUUAAGGGACCCAUAACUCACGAAGUGAGAAAAAGUAUACGACUAACACGAUAUCGUAGUGAAAAAAUUACUGUUAGUUAUCAUGAUUACCAGGCAGAGAAACUGAGCAAGCAGCGUGCAUGAUGACAAGUGUACAGUCCAACAUGGCAGCCAAUCAUCUUUGUUGAUUUGUCACAGGCAGAGGUCAGUCCAUCUCACUGGCAGGGGGUGUCAGGUUGUCCUGAACCAUACACUCGGUCACGUGAGAUGGGCCACACUCUAUUUUAUAUAUUGCAGGGAUUUACAUCAUCAAACCAUUUGUGCCCAAUUUUUUCAUUCUUAUUAUUGCUGUCAUUUCUUUAUGUUUUUUGCACAUUUUUUUUUUUAGAUUGCCUCUCUAAAAACAAAACGGCUUAACUCACAACUCAGUUUUAUGUUUUGUGGGUAAAUGGACUGUCCUGAGUUUGCAUCCAUUGUAACACGUUAUUGACUAACAGCGUUUUCUAACAACUAAGAUUACGUAUUAAAUACAUUAAAUGUCAGUGUGUGUAUAUUCAAAGUCUGUCUUGUCGUCGUAAUGUUUGUAGUGGCCCAAAACUACAUUUUACCAUCAAAUAAUUUUGUACAUACAAAUGUGGAGAAGUAAAAUGAGGUAAUACAGACAUUGGGACAAUAAGAAAGACAUUUGAUAUACAAAAACUGAUAUUCUAACCAAUAAUCUGUAUUCAAGAUGAAUGUAUAUUUGUUACAAAUGAUUUAUUAUUUGGAAAUAUGUUACAAUGGUUGUAAACUCAGGAUCGUCCCUUUAAGCUAGUAACACACAUCUCUGUAAAUGGUCCAUUUAUCGAACUGUAUCCAGCAAUGUUUAACAGAGAUUGGCCCACAUGCCGACUAGGUUUUGUUUUGUUUCAUAUGAGUUUGGACACUGUUAAAAAUGCUUCACGGACCUUUAAAAGUGUCCUAUAAAUGAACCAUUAUACAGAGCGAUAUGUGUUUAGUGUUAGCCCUGUUUAUAAUUCUGUUCCAACUAUGACAAAUACAAAUAAAACUUUCUAAGCAGCAUUUAAGGUACAAUGUAUCCCAUAAUUUUUGUCAAACUAGGCCACCUUUACGUAUUUGACUAUUUUUAUAUUUCAGACAUUUGAGUUACGUAUUUAAGUUGUGGUUUGGUUUGGGGUUGUUUUUGGAGGGUUUUUUUGUUUUGUUUUAUUUUUGUUCUUGGUUUGUUUGUUUUUUGUUUUUCUUUGUAGCGCAUAGUUUA